Messenger RNA from Eucalyptus grandis, 1832 nucleotides. RefSeq lists its product as uncharacterized. The coding region runs from base 188 to 1645 and encodes 485 amino acids. NCBI's taxonomy places the organism in Eukaryota, Viridiplantae, Streptophyta, Magnoliopsida, Myrtales, Myrtaceae. The transcript has 15 exons. The record is from RefSeq and is a predicted model, not a curated record.
AUGGCGCGGGUUGCAGAGAGAGAGAGAAGCAUGCAGCGACGAACGGGGAAGGCCCCUCGUCUCCGCGAUGAAUGGGGAAGGACACUCUCUCUCUCUCUCUCUAUCCUCUUUCUCUCUCUAGGAUCUCAUCUCCUCGCCGGAAGAGCUCCGAUUCGAUUCCCGCCGCCGACGAAGCGCCGACGAAGGAAUGGGGAAGAAGGAGAAGAAGCGAGAGCUCAUGCGCUUGGAGCGCGAGUCCGUCAUCCCCAUCCUCAAGCACCGCCUCGUCGCCGCCUUGUCCAGUCUCAUCGAGCGGAAAGCCGAUCGGCCUGAGUUUGUAAAGCUCUGCGGUCGUGUGGAGUACGCCAUUCGCGCUUGGUACAAUCUUCAAUUCGAGGAGAUGAUGUAUUUGCACUCCUUUUUUGAUCCGGUUCACGGGUUGGAGCAGCAGAAUCUGACUCCGGAAGAUAUAGAUUCAUCGGAAGAGAAAUUAUUGACUGACUUGCUGCAGGUCAUGGAAAAGAGCAACUUCAAGAUACUUACUGAUUAUGAGAUUAAUGUUGCUCUGUCUGCACAAUAUCGCCUCAAUCUGCCAAUCAAAGUUGAUGAAUCGAAGCUUGACAAAAAGCUUCUGAGAAGGUACUUCUCUAAGUAUCCUCAUGAUGAUCUUCCAUUCUUUGCUGAUAAGUACAUCAUUUUCCGACGUGGAAUUGGAAUUGAUUGUAGGACUGAUUACUUUUUCAAAACGAAGUUAAACACCAUCAUUGCACGUUGGUGGAGACAUUUUCUGAAGUACACUGGAAUCAAAAGAGUUUUUUUCAGAAAGUCAAGUGCUCAAUCUAAUAUUAAUCCAAGAGGACGUGUUCAAAUUAACUCUGAAGCAGAGCCUGACAACUUAUACAUUGAGCGCAUCCGUAUUGAAAACAUGAAACUCAGUAUUUCUAAUCUGCUCAGCAAGAACACUAUCCAAGAACCUACCUUUGAGAGGAUAAUUGUUCUUUACAGGCAAGCAAGCGAUGAAGCAGAUAUGGAUAGGGGAAUAUAUCUGAAGCAUUUCAAGAACAUUCCAAUGGCAGAUAUGGAGAUUGUACUUCCAGAAAAGCAAAUUCCAAGCUUAACACCAGUGGACUGGGUCAAAUUUGUUGUUUCUGCUGUGAUUGGUCUGGUUACCGUCUUGACUUCCCUUCAAAUGCCAAAAGCUGACAUUCGGAUCAUUUCCGGCAUCCUAUUUGCACUUGUUGGAUAUUGUGUAAAAACAUACCUCACGUUUCAGAAAAAUGUGGUUGCAUAUCAGAACCUAAUUGCCCGUUCUGUUUAUGACAAACAACUUGAUAGUGGAAGAGGCACCCUUCUUCAUUUGUGUGACGACAUGAUCCAACAGGAAGUAAAAGAGGUGAUUGUUUCAUUUUUCAUAUUGAUGCAAAAAGGAACAGCUACAAGACAGGAUAUUGAUCUGCACUGCGAAGAACUUAUAAAAAAAGAGUUCAAUGUGAAUUGCAACUUCGAUGUGGAUGAUGCUGUUAAGAAAUUAGAAAAAUUAGGCCUCGUAGUUCAGGAUGCAGAUGGAAAUUAUUCCUGCGUAGAGUUGAAACAUGCUAACAAGAUCAUCGGCACCACUGCAGAGGAGGUUGUUAUGAAGGCCAGGGAGGGUGCUGGCAUCCCUUGACAUGUUCCCGGAAUGUAAAAAUAUUGCCCUUUUUUGUUAAUUUUUGUUUCUUUUUGGCCAGUUGUACACAUUUUAAUUAAUAGCGGCAGACCUAGGAAGUUUGUUGGCACCUUCGCUUGUAUCAUGUGCUUAGCAAAGCACCACUGGAAACUGAUGGUUAGAAGGUAAUGAAUGUGGUUUCAUGAUU